UGUAGCGGUUCAGCAGCCUGCAGAGCUCUCUCCGUUUCCCUAUUAUUAUUAUUAUGCGAGGAAGCAUCAUGUGACUUCUGCUAAAAUGAAAGUGAAAACCAUGGCUGUGAACCUGCUGUUGUGGGUUGUGCUGUGUGUAGCGUUGUGUGAUGUGUGCGGUCAGUGACGUUCCUCGCUGUGUGUUGUAUAGAUGUGUAUGUGCUGUGUAAUCUGCUGAUGUAUUGUGUGUAUGACUGUUUUUAUUAUUUAUUGUCUGUGUGUAGUAUUGUUGUGAGUUAUACACAUAUAUAAAGAUAUAUUAUCCAGUCGUGACGCUGCGAGGAGAAUCACCGAUAUGAAGACCAAUGGACACUUACAAGUGGGAUUGAUCCUGACUCUGAACAGUGUCUUGUUGUGGUGUGCCGCUGUGCCGCAGUAUACUGUAGACAUCGUGCUCCCCUGUGACUAUGCACUGUUGGACUCCAAUGUGGGGGGACUCGGCUUUACAAGACAAAAAGUGACGCUGGUCCUGCAAAAUGUGACGGUGAUGGGAGAGGAGCCGCCGGAGGCAUUGCCGGAUUACCAUCCUCCUGAAAACCUGGACAUGACCGUCUUCCUAGCCACAGUUGACCUCGCCGCCCUCUCAUUUGCAGAACGGUUGCUGCAUGUAGAAUGUGGGGAUGAGGGCGAAGCGGUAGAAUGUGAGAUCUCGCCCAUCUAUUCUCAGUUAUUUAUCGCUCACAUCCGACUACCGGAGCUCAGCGUUGCCGUCAUGGCCAAAGCAGCCUUACCCAUUGAAGCUCCAGAUGAGUUGGCCAAUGACAAGGUUGUGGUACCAAUGUCAGUGGAACUUCUUGUAUCAUCAUCUCCACCAUCACAAAAGGGCUCUCUGUCUGAUGAAGUCACGUUAAAUUGCGACGUUUGGAGUGGCAUGGAAGUAAGCGUGGAUUGGCAUCUACAGAAGGAUGGCACCGGGCACAGAUUAAAUCUUGAGGACUCCCGGAUCACUAUACAUAAGGAGAAUAAGGAAGCCUCUUGUUUGACUAUAAGACAACUCAGUGUCCAUGAUGAGGGCACUUACAUAUGUGUUGUGUCUUCAGGAAAGAAUAGACUACAGCAGAUUCUCCAGCUACAGAUCAGAGAGCCUCCUCAGGUUACAGUUGCUGUGAGUACAAUACCAAAGACCACUGUGACCUGCCGCAUGGAACGAUACUACCCGCUGGAUGUGGAGGUGUCCUGGCUGCUCAAUGGAUCCCCAUUAACCCAUGUCUCCCCAUAUACCUCCAGUCAUCGGAGAAAUCAAGAUGGGACCUUCAGUAUAAGCAGCUUCCUUGAAGUGCCAGUACCCCAGCCUGGAGCUUCCCCCGAUACUUAUACCUGUACUGUGUCACAUGUCUCAUUGACUGAUCCAAUAAUGAUUGAGGGCCAUGUUCUUCCUGAAAAAACAGAUCUGUCUUAUACAACUACUCUCCUCGUUGCAUUCUGCACCAUCGUGAUCCUCAGUAUCCUAUUUCUAUGGAAACAAAGUAUGAAAAGACAGGAGAAGAAGACUAUAUAAUGACCACAAGCCAACGAGGACUUUCAUGGGGACAAAUUCCAUUUGUUUAUAUUAGUUAGAAUAAGAAAGCUGACGUUUUACUUUUCCUUCCCAUUGGUUUUUCACCUUUUGUAAUGAACUUUUUUGAUGUUUUAUGUUAUUUGAAUUGUGAAACCAUCAAUAAGCUGGAUAUCUAAUGCUGAAGGAUCUUAUGUCUUUAAAAAGGCUGGAAUAUCAAAGUUACUAGGGUCAGAUGGCAUUCACCCCUGUGUUCUUAGGGAGCUAAGAAACAUUAUAAACAUUUCUAAUAUAUAAAAAGGUUAUGUGGGUUUUCCCCAUUGUGAACAAGGCCAAGUUUCCCAGCCUCCUAUUGUAUGAGGGACCUUGCUUCCAAUAUAUAUAUAUAUAUAUAUAUAUAUAUAUAUAUAUAUAUAUAUAUAUAUCUUAGAACUGUUUAUUUAAUGAGUUUUUCAUUUUAACAUAAAAGGAAAAAAGCAAUACAGUGGUCCCUCAAGUUACAAUAUUAAUUGGUUCCAGGACGACCAUUGUAUGUUGAGAAACCUGGUAAUUGUUUCUGAAGCCCCAAAAAUGUCAUCCAAAAAUAGGAAAAAGUGAGGAUUAAAGAAAAAUAAGCAGAUAACUACUAUAGAUAAAGCAAGUCCUUACAUAUACAGUGAUCCCUCAACUUACAAUGGCCUCAACAUACAAUAGUGUCAACAUACAAUGUACAGACAGUGCAGAUCUGUGAAAUUUGUCAAUGGCCGGAAGAACCGACCAAUCAGAAUGGGCAAUUUACUGGUAAAACCCCUGUAUUAUUGAAGUGUAUGCACUGACUGGUGUCUUGUAGCGCCCCCUACAGUACAGGGAGGUAUUACAUGUUCUGUACACUUUACCUGUACCAGGGUUACCUGCUCCUUUGGACACCAGGUCAAGGCGAGUCCAUGUAAAUUUUUUAGGACAUUGCGUGUUCUGUACAGGACCCCGAAGAAGCUCCUGUCCUCUACAUAGACCAGUGUUUCCCAAGCAGGGUGCCCCCA
Molecule: messenger RNA, 2553 nt
Organism: Hyla sarda
Lineage: Eukaryota; Metazoa; Chordata; Amphibia; Anura; Hylidae
Gene: TAPBPL
Product: TAP binding protein like
Exons: 6
Coding region: 335-1537 (400 amino acids)
Source: RefSeq, a predicted model, not a curated record